AAGUCCCAUGUGCUUCCAGCGACAGCUGGUCGUCGAGGCAACGGCGUUUUCUCUAACUCUUUUUUCUUUUUCUUUAGGAGAUUUCCUGAUAUUAUUAUUUUUUUGGUCCACGUGGGCAUGCUUUCUCAUCAGGAUCACGAUUUGCUAUGAGAAGGCUGCAAGCUAAGUGGCACAGGAUAAGUUGUAUAUUUUGAGAUGAAGGCUACAGGGUCUCAUUUUCUGAAGUUUUUGAAGGACGCUUGGGCGUCGUGUUCCGAAUUCUGGAGUCGAAUUGCGGGGCAGUAGUUAGAAGCUAAGGGUUUUUGGGGGGAUGCAAUGUGGGCGUCUUGCUGCGAUGUCUAAGUGAACACGGUUGGUUAUCUUCCUGUUUCCCGUAGGCUGUCUGGGAAGGUUACAUUCUUGAGAAGGUUUGGCGAUAGCGAUGGCGUUGGCGUGCUCUGCAACGCCUGUUGCUCUCCAAGUGCAAGAAACUUUGUGCCAGUCUGCGUGCCGAGCAGCAGCAGAGGGUCCUUCCCAUGUAAACUGUGGCGUUUCGUGGGCUUCUUCCUUUGGGUCCGCCCGCUUAUUUCAUGCUGGUCCAAUCAGAUCAGUGGGGCUGCAGCGAAGGGUAAACUCUCCUGGCUUACAUAUUCGUGCUCACACCGAAACAGCAGAGGUGCCAGAAACCACCGACCGUGUGGCAUGUCCAGCUGUGAAACCCGAGGUCGAUCCAUCAAUUUUUGAGUCAGUGGACGUCCGUGUCGGCCUUAUCACAGAUGCAAAGCCAGUGCAAGAUGCGGAGAUGACGGCUAAGCGUGGAAAGCCGACUUUGAGCCGAAAAUUUCUGCAGCUCACGGUGGACAUAGGGUGUGAACAACGAACAAUUGUGUCUGAGUGUAAGUACGUGAUGGACGUCGAAGAUGCGGUUGGCAAGAAAGUCCUCAUUGUAGCAAAUGUGCCACCAACUGAAGUCAACGGUAUUAAGAGCCACGGGGUAGUGCUUACUGGAUUCAACUACGACCCCACUCCGAUGCCACGCAGCUUUAAAGUCAUUUUACCAGGCCUUGGCCGACUGCCCCCUGGCUCUCAGGUUAAGGGAGCUUGUUUUCCUUGAUGACAUGAUGAAACCUCUCUUUUUUCACAGCUUCAGUUUUGGAAUGUGUUAGAUACAGACUGGCUUCUUGUACUCAUUCUUCAUGUGUUGUCUAUAUCAGUGCAUGCGCUUUUGUUUGAAAUGUUAUGAGAUGAGAUUCAUUACCACUUCCCUUAGAUUCUUAUCUUUGUAAGUUCGUGGUGAAGAAAGCUUGAUGAUAGCCCGCCUAAGGAGCAAGGAUAUCCCUCCUCUUGAAUUCGUAGAAUAGUAUUACUGUCCUUUCAAUUACAACCGCGAACAGUCUCAAACAGCCCUUAGAUUUUGUCAGCAACUCAGCCAUUUAGCAUCCCAGCGAUUACUUUGGAAUUUGUACUUUUUAUAGGUAAUAUGCUAUGCUUCUCGAUCUCA
Molecule: messenger RNA, 1480 nt
Organism: Physcomitrium patens
Lineage: Eukaryota; Viridiplantae; Streptophyta; Bryopsida; Funariales; Funariaceae
Molecular function (GO): tRNA binding
Source: RefSeq, a predicted model, not a curated record